AUGCACACAUGUGCCCUCUUCUCUACUGGCACUCAUGCGCACAGACGAACACUUUCCUCCAGGGUUACCGCGAGCAACGAGACGAGCACCCGAGACUGUGCCGCCAGGGCCUGCGAGGCCGCCUCGUACGACAAUCCACGCCUCGACCUCGGCUGCUCCAAUCCCGCCGGCCUGUGCCAGCCUCCGUUGGGGUUUGAGACGGCGUCGGACCGAGCCCCGCGGCUAGGCUCCUCCGACGAUGACAUGCUGAUCGCGCCCUGCCUCUGCGACGGUACGCUGAAGUAUGUGCACGAACGCUGCCUGCAAAAGUGGAUCGCCGCCAGUGACCUGCGAGUCUGCGAGAUCUGCCAAUUUCCCUUCGUCAUGAGGAUCUCGCCGCGCCCACUCCUUCGGUGUGUUGGUGCUGUUUUGGUAGACCACCAUUUCUGGCUCGCAUAA
Messenger RNA from Protopolystoma xenopodis, 438 nucleotides. The record is from the annotation of a GenBank genome assembly. Lineage: Eukaryota; Metazoa; Platyhelminthes; Monogenea; Polystomatidea; Polystomatidae.